UUUUUCGCUUUCAACGCUACCUCUUCUUUAUUCUGACUCUUUUUUUUUUUUUAAACAACGAUGCAACACCACCACCGCAAUCGCCACCGUCAAGGCCAAGAGACAGUGGAAGAGAACAAGGAAAAAAGACCCAAGUUCUUCAUCAACGAUCACGUAGACAUCCUCGUAGAAAUUCUCAAACGCCUCGACGGCCGUUCCCUUGGUGUCGCCGCUUGUGUUUGCCGUCUCUGGUGCACCAUUACUCGUAACGACUCCCUCUGGGAAGACCUUUGUUUCUGCCACUUGUCUCCUCCACCUUCCAGAGUGCGUUCCAUCGUUGUUGCCCUGGGUGGCUACAAACGCCUCUACAUGGCUUGCGUUAGACCCGUGCGUAGCCGACUCGGAAAAGUGAGGGGGGCUUCUUGGACUCGCGACGAAGCUCAGCUCUCGUUGUCUUUGUUUUGCGUUGAUUGCUACGAAAGGCUUGGUGGCGUUGAAGGAAGUAAUAGUAGUACUGGGAGACUCGUCGGGGAAUCGUCAGCAUCGUCUCUAAUGUUCCUUUGCAAGCCCGUGAACGUUUGAU
Messenger RNA from Durio zibethinus, 562 nucleotides. NCBI's taxonomy places the organism in Eukaryota, Viridiplantae, Streptophyta, Magnoliopsida, Malvales, Malvaceae. The record is from RefSeq and is a predicted model, not a curated record.